AUGGACGUUCAUAGUGCCAUCGAAACACUUCGCCGUGGCGAAAAGCCCGAGUGGCCAACCCACACGAACUCUCUGGACUUUGCACAAUCUCUCGAUAAUGUCAAGGACCUUCCCAGUUUCCGGAGUGAAUUCGUGGUGCCGACCAAAGCUCAACUGAAACGAAAGACACUUGCAGAUGAUGCACAAACAAGCGCAGUUGCAUCAGGCCCAGAUGACGAGAGCAUAUACUUCUGCGGAAACUCCUUGGGUCUUCAGCCAAAGGUCUUAACCGAAUAUAUGGCAGCUUACAUGAAGACAUGGGGCUCCAUUGGCGUCGGUGGUCACUUCACAAACUUCGAAGACUCCCCGUUGGCACCUUUCCAAGACAUGGCGGCGGAUUGCUCCAAGAAGACCGCUGCUCUAGUCGGUGCUUCCCCCGAGGAAGUUGUAAUCAUGAACACGUUGACUGUCAAUCUUCAUCUCAUGAUGGCUGCCUUCUACAAGCCGCAGGGAAAGAAGACCAAGAUCAUGUGCGAGUGGCGGCCGUUCCCAAGCGAUUGGUACGCUAUUGAAUCUCAGAUCGAAUGGCAUGGUCUCAACGCCAAGGAGAACAUGUUACUUGUUGAGCCUGAUGACGGCUACAUCAUGACAACCUCCAACAUCAUUUCUCUCAUCGAUAAACAYGCCGAUGAACUUGCUUUGAUCCUUCUCCCUGGCAUUCAAUACUACAGUGGGCAAUUGCUGGACAUUGCUACUAUUACCAAGCAUGCACACUCUCGCGGACUCAUCAUUGGCUGGGAUCUUGCACACGCAGCUGGUAAUGUCGAACUCAAGCUACAUGAAUGGGGUGUUGACUUUGCUUGCUGGUGCAACUACAAGUACAUCAACUGCGGAGCUGGUGGUAUGGCUGGUGCUUUCGUUCACGAGAAGCACGGCAACAAUGGCUCGAACACCGGAUUGAAGGGAUGGUACGGCGGUGACAAGUCUGUUCGCUUCUUGAUGGACAACAAAUAUGUCCCUACUCCAGGUGCCCAGGGAUUCCAACUCGCAAACCCAUCCGCAGUAGACUUGACCUGCCUAUCCGCCUCCCUAUCCAUCUUCGAAAAGACAUCCAUGUCAGCCCUUCGAUCAAAAUCAUUACUACUCACUGGCUACGCCGAGCACCUCCUCAACCAAAUCUCAGAGCGAGACUCUGCCGAAACGGUACCAUUCCAGAUCAUCACACCCUCAGACCCAAGACAGCGCGGAACACAGCUCAGCGUACUUCUUCGCGAGGGACUGCUAGAGCCGGUCAGCGCCGCUCUGGAACAGGAUGGAAUCAUCUGCGAUAAGCGAAAGCCUGGCUGUAUUCGCGUCGCUCCUGUUCCGCUUUACAACACGUUCAGCGAUGUGUGGCGCUUCAUGCAGACUCUGGAGCGGGCUCUGCAACCAAAGGUACAGGAAGAUUUGAACGACAAGUCGGGCGCUCUUGUGCAAGACCAUGGACAACACCAGGCUGGUGCGGAGGUUGAUGCUAGAUUGUAG
This is a messenger RNA of Ramularia collo-cygni, 1503 nucleotides long. Its product is annotated as probable Kynureninase 2. Gene Ontology annotation, molecular function: pyridoxal phosphate binding; kynureninase activity. Bases 1 to 1503 code for a protein of 500 amino acids. The transcript is spliced from 4 exons. Gene Ontology annotation, biological process: NAD+ biosynthetic process. Gene Ontology annotation, cellular component: cytoplasm. NCBI's taxonomy places the organism in Eukaryota, Fungi, Ascomycota, Dothideomycetes, Mycosphaerellales, Mycosphaerellaceae. The record is from RefSeq and is a predicted model, not a curated record.